Messenger RNA from Athene cunicularia (burrowing owl), 1013 nucleotides. It is a transcript of the gene SMIM19, whose product is annotated as small integral membrane protein 19. The record is from RefSeq and is a predicted model, not a curated record. Lineage: Eukaryota; Metazoa; Chordata; Aves; Strigiformes; Strigidae. The transcript has 3 exons. Bases 1 to 315 code for a protein of 104 amino acids.
AUGGCGGGGAGGCCGGCGGGCGGGGGGGAGGCCGCGGGGCGGGGCGAGGGCUCCCGCCGGGAAGCGGCCGCGCCGGCCCCACGUGUACCGCGGCGCUCACCGCCUUGCUCCCCUGGCAGGAACAAGAGGAGGAUCAUGCGCAUCUUCACCCUGCCCCCAGCCGCCGAGACGCCGCCCGAGCCCAACUUCUACGACAGCAUGAAGAAGAUCCGCCUGCGGCAGCAGCUGGAGAUGUACUCCAUCGCAAGGAAGUACGAACAGCAACAGCAGCAGCCACCAAAACAGACUGAAAGCGUACAGCUCUCAGUGGAAUGACGCCCACAAUUGUAGGAACUCAGGAUAUAUUUCCAGUGCUGAUAAUAAGAGUUAGUGUGGAGCCAAUUUCAAUGCCUUGUAACUGAUACAUAGCUGAAGGCAAGGGGGAAAGGAAGGGGACUCUCCUAAGAACUUUGUAGCUUUUCUCUGAGCCCUGUAAAGUAAACUGAGUGCCUACUGAAACAAGCAGCAUGAGAGUACCCAACACAGGGAAGACCAGCUCAGAGAAAGCUCUGAGGGUAGAGAAGUGCAGUCUUACCAAUGGUUUAAAUUACUCCUCUCUCUGCUGGCACCUUGGAAAUGAGCUCCUACCUUGUCUGGUAACGGCACCCUAGAGGAAGCAAGGCAGUACAUAUCUGCCUGGAAACCCUUGUUCCUUGAUCACGCACUGUUGGAUUUACUGAAUGUGUUCAGUAAAUGUGAAUGAAGAUAUUGUGGCCUUACUGCCUAGCGAAGGUGAACAGCUUUGAGAGCCUGGAGUGUUGCUGGCCGUAGUGCAGACAGAUUCUGCUCGCUCUGUCUGUGUGGGAGUAGUGUAUGCAAUACUUCAAACCUUUCCUGGAGAAGCUCUUGAGAACUGAGAAGUACACAAUGAAUUGCAUGUCUGGAAGACACAAAGCCAGUACUAUAAUGUUAAUAGCAAAGGUGGUUAGCCUAAUUUUGUCAAACUACUUUAAAGAAUGGGAUAAAAAUUUGCA